Messenger RNA from Coccidioides immitis RS, 1044 nucleotides. RefSeq names its product oxidoreductase. The transcript has a single exon. The record is from RefSeq and is a predicted model, not a curated record. NCBI's taxonomy places the organism in Eukaryota, Fungi, Ascomycota, Eurotiomycetes, Onygenales, Onygenaceae. Gene Ontology annotation, molecular function: nitronate monooxygenase activity. The coding region runs from base 1 to 1044 and encodes 347 amino acids.
AUGGCCCAACAAGUCAAAACUCCCCUCUGCGACCUCCUGAGCAUCCGGCAUCCUGUCCUCCUCGCGGGCAUGGCGCGCACUUCGGGAGGCCCUCUCGCCGCCGCAGUCUCCAAUGCCGGAGGUCUCGGCACCGUCGGCGGACUCGGCUACACCCCCUCCCAGCUCGACGAGAUGCUCACAGAGCUCAAGUCUUACCUGGACAGCCCCAAUCUCCCAUUCGGCGUCGACCUCGCCCUUCCACAGGUCGGCAACGGCGCGCGCGCGACAAACCACGACUACACACAUGGCAAGCUCGACGAGCUCAUCGAGGUCACCAUCAAGCACGGCGCCAAACUCUUCGUCUCUGCCGUCGGCGUGCCGCCCGCCCGCACCAUCAAGAGACUCCACGAAGCGGGCAUCCUGGUCAUGAACAUGGUCGGCGCGCCCCGCCACGCCGAGAAGGCCAUGCAGGCCGGUGUCGACAUCAUCUGUGCACAGGGCGGUGAGGGAGGUGGCCACACCGGCGACAUCCCUUUCUCCGUUCUCAUCCCUGCCGUGGUGGAUGCGACGCGCAAGUAUCGCUCUCCCCUGACCGGUCAGCCCCCUCUCGUCGUUGCUGCGGGAGGCGUCAACGACGGCAGGAGUCUCGCCAGUGCGCUCAUGCUGGGUGCCUCUGGCGUGUGGGUGGGCACGCGCUUCGUCGCCUCUGUAGAGAGUGGUGCCAGCCGCAUGCACAAGGAAGCCGUCGUGAACGCUGGAUUCAACGAGACUAUCCGCAGCCUGGUCGUCUCCGGGCGGCCACUCCGGCUCCUGCCAAAUGACUAUAUCAAAGAGUGGGAGAGUAAGCCCGAGGAGAUCAAGCGGUUGACGGAGAGCGGCGUGGUGCCCUUCGUGAAAGACAUGCAGGACGGCAAGGAUGUGGAUCUACCUUUCUUGAUGGGCCAUGUUUCCGCUCUGGUGAAGGAGAUUAAGCCUGCCAGGGAGAUCGUGGAAAGUAUGGUCGCGGAGGCAGCACAGAUGUUGAGGUUGGGCAAUACGUAUCUGGUUUCAGGGAGCAAGCUGUGA